This is a messenger RNA of Gambusia affinis (western mosquitofish), 3163 nucleotides long. RefSeq names its product CMRF35-like molecule 3. The transcript is spliced from 7 exons. Gene Ontology annotation, molecular function: transmembrane signaling receptor activity. The record is from RefSeq and is a predicted model, not a curated record. Lineage: Eukaryota; Metazoa; Chordata; Actinopteri; Cyprinodontiformes; Poeciliidae. Gene Ontology annotation, cellular component: plasma membrane. The coding region runs from base 1676 to 2626 and encodes 316 amino acids.
GAAGAAGUGGAAGUUGGUCUAGAAGAUUCACACACACUUUGUUUAUAAAAAAUCUAUUCAUUAUGUUAAAAGUUAAACAUUUUAUGCAAAAUAAGUUUUUUUUAUGCAGUGCCGUCAUCUUGAGUUUAAAAAUAAACACAUGCAAUGAAUAAGUUUAGUUGUUUGGCAUGUUUAUGUAGUAAUAAUCUUUACAAAGAUCUCCGUUUCCUUCCUGUUACUCCCAGGUACGUCGUCCCUGACAUCAGACGGUCAGUUCAGUUCCUCUCCCACAUCAGUCACGUCAUGUCUGCACAAAUACCAAACUCUACAACAAAAGAUAAAAACCAUUAGAUGUUCUGAAAGCUGUUGAAGUUGAUGAUGAACUUCUUUAUGCUCAUAUCUCAUCGCGUUCCGUUUCGUUGCUCACGCUUUCAGUCUCGCUCUGCUUCCCCUUUUCACUCACUCCAUCUCUGAGUGACAUCCUGAGCCUAACUCUCUGAUUAAGACAUUAGAAACAUUUCCAACAGAAUAAUUAUUACCAGUUAUUACUUCUGACACAAUUACCAAAACUUUUUUUUCAUGACUAUAACUUCUAAUGUUUAAACACACAAGAACAACCUCACUAAUUGGACUGAAGUAAUUUUCUACUGCAUGUCUUAGAUGUUUCUCUGUAAUACUCGUUUUAAAGGUUGAUUUCUAAAUGUUUUAUUGGAGACUGGUUCUGUAAGUUUUCCUUUGACUAGAGGGUUGAUGCACAGAACAGCAGUUUCUAUUAAAUGUGUCAGAGUCUUUCUGAACAACACGGAUCAGACUUUUUCGAAUGCGACUCAGGCCACUCUGGUUCUAAAUCCGGUACGUAUCUGAUCUGACGUACAGACCCGGUCCAAACGGCCCGGUCACAUUCAUCCGACCUGAACUUUGAUCCUCAACAUUCAAUAAAUGCAUCCUGAUUCAUGCAAACGGAAAGAAAAACAACAAUCAUGACGGAUUCAGUUAAUCAUAAGAUAUGUUGCUGCAUUAGUAUCUGUGUCUGUUUCCACACAGCAAUUCUUCUUCUUCUCCUUCUUUUUCUUCUUCUUUAUUUUAUGUCGGUUGACAAAACCCUGAGCGCUGUCUGUGUAACGUUACUGUGCUACAUUUGCAGUUCACACUUCAGAUCUCAUAUUUGGAAAUGUGAACAACGGCUAAAAAAAUUGAAUUUAAUAAAAAAAUCAUAAUUGAACAUUAAAACCUGCAGUGUGAACGUCACCACAGGUUUUCUUCUUAUUCAUCUUUUACUUAAUAUUUUAGUUGAACUUUACCGGCCUAGUUAAAGAACUUAUUUACAAAAAGUGUUUCAACUGGAAGUUGAGGGUUGUUUAUUUUUUUUCUUGUAUUUUGAAGAGAAGUUGUUUAUUCAAUACUUUUGUGCAGCAAAAUGACAUAAAUCACUAAAAACCCAAAUUUAAACCUUAAACUCUGUGGCAAAUAUUUUAUUGUUUUAUGUAAUUAGUAUUAUAAGUUUUGUAUCAGAUCCUAUUUAUUUAUCUCAUCUUUUUGCAGCUUUUAAUCAAAUGUUGUUUUGCUCACUUGCAUUUGUAAAUGCAAAUGAGCAUUAAGACGCAGUGAUGCUGAAAAGCAGAAGCAGGAAGAGGAACAUUUUCAUUACAACAGGAAGAACUUUAGAGAAGUUAAAGAAGAAUCAUUAAAGUCCAACAUGAUCAUCACCUGGUUCUGCCUCAUCUGCCUCUCUCUGCACAUCCCCAACAGCAGAACCGCUGGUCCUGUGACCCGUUUUUAUGAAGUUCCUGGAGGAAAAAUCAAAGUUCAAUGUUCCUUUCCUUCAUCUGGAGAAUGGAAGAUCUUCUGCUGGGAAAACUGUGAAGAAAAAAACAUCCUCAUUGAAACACGUAAAACAUCAGAUAGAAAUGGACGAUACAGGAUUGAAACCUCAGGAAGAGUUCUGUAUGUGAGCAUCUCAGCGCUGACCCAGUCUGACUCUGGAUGGUACCGAUGUAACCUGAAGGGCCGAGAUCCAUACAGAGACUUUAAUCUCACUGUUACAGAUGCAGUCAGACUGACAACAACUAAAACUACAACUAAAACUACAACUACUUCAACAACCAGGAGUUUCAGCUCCAGUGCAUCAAGUUUCACAUCUUCAGGUUCCUCUGCACCCACCAAGCGUUCGGCUCUGGGUGACGGCAAUAAAUCAUCUCCAGACGUUCUGCUAAUUGUGGGUCUGGCUCUGGUCUUCAUCAUCAUCUUCAUCAUCUUAACUGUGGCUCUGCUGGUUUUCUGCAGAAACAGAUCACAGAGGCAUGCUAAAGAUCCUGCUGUGAAAACAAAGAAAACUGCUGUGGAGACUACCAGAGUUUAUGAAGAAGUCAGAGGAGAUGAGAUGAAAUCUGUUCCUGUGGAAAUCUGCACAGUUUACAGCUACGCCUCCUACAGUAAACCAGCUGCAGCUGAUGGCGUCUACAGCCUGGUGACGGCAGCUCUUCCUCUGGACAAGGCUGAAGAUGAUUUGACAGGACCAACCUACGCCCAGGUGAACUUCCCCUACAGACGUUCGGACAAACCUUCUGACGACGCGGUUCACUCUGUUCGUCGGGUGGCUGUUGGCAGCCAUGUUGGAGAAGAGUCUCUGUACUCCAAUACAGCGUAACUUCAGGACUUCUGGUUUUGUCAGAAGUCGUCUUUGCCUGAUGGGCGGAUGAUCCCGUCAAAAGUUCUUUUGACUCUAUUAAUAAACAGAAAACUUUGCUUUAGGGCCCAACAUAAACGGCGUAACGCUCAGACUGCGUAGCCGUCACUCCACAUUAAAACAUGCAAAGGAAACCUGUAGACAAAAACACGAACAAUUCUCCAGCUUCAUUUGCAACAGUUGACAGUUAAUAGGGUUCAGAAGUUAAUCAGACUGUAAUAAGAGCAUAUUAAAUAUAACUAAACAUAUUUGGACUUUGAAAUUGUUCCUUUGUCUCUUUAAAAGCUGCUGCAGCAGCAGCAUGGCCUGAGGCGACAGGAGGAGCUUUGGUUGGUUCCUCUUCAUCGUUACUUGGUUCUGCUUCGUCUUCCUCUGGGAGCAUCUCUUCUUUUUAUUCUUUUCCCAUUAAACUGACUCGUUUUGACUCCUUACGGCUCUGGAUGUUGUAGGGGGUCACUCUCUUAAGCCUCCCUGGCAAGGUCUAUUCGGGGGUUCUGG